AGUUGCUGUGUUUUUCCCCCACACUAACAGCUAGCUCACUCGCUAGCUAAUCACCCAAGCAGUCCGGUAGAACCAGAGACCCCCUGGUACCGGAAUUGAGAAGGGGCGCCCGAUGACCGUCUACGGGGAGAACAUUUGUUUCUCAUGUAGCUUAUAUUCGUGAAGAAUAUCCAAAUGGAGGUGGUGGAAAGUCCUCUUAACCUCGCUCAUCAGCAGAGCAGGAAGGCAGACCGUUUGUUGGCAGCUGGCAAAUAUGAAGAAGCGAUUGCGUGUCACGGGAAAGCAGCAGACCUUCUGCAGGAGGCCAUGAAGCUGACGCAGUGUGAACAGGCUCGCCUGUCGCUGGAGCUCCAAAGGGACAGCCACAUGAAGCAGCAGCGGCUGAUCGAGGAGAAGUGGAAGCGGGCCAGGAGGGAGGGGAAGCCCCGGGUCCUCCAGAGCGGCUCCGCCCCUGAGCCGGCCCUGCCCAAUCAGCUGCAGGCCACCCCUGGUGCCGCUGCCGCCCUUCCUGGCCCCGCCCACGCCCCCAGUGUGCCGUACGGCGGCGAGCGCGAGUACGACACCUGGCUGUACCUGCUGAAGAACAAGGGCGCCGCGCCGGAGCCCUGCCCCGGCAGCAAGGCCCAGAAGGACGACAAGACGCGGCUGGAGGAGCAGGAGACGGCCAUCGCCGACCUCAGGAAGCUGGUGGACUUCCUGCUGGCCGAGAACGAGAAGCUGACCCAGGAGAACCAGCGGCUGAAGGCGGAGAACGCCCGGCUGAAGAGGGAGUCGUACGCCGACGCCGACUUCGUGGAGAAGUCCGAGCUGUGGGUCCUGCCGCAGCCGGCGGAGGACAGGAAGAACAAGGACAUUCCCAUCCCGCACCUCCCGCCCCUGGAAAUGCCAACUCAGGACAUCCCUCUAGAGGACCUCCCUGUGCUGGAGCUGCCUGUGGACAUCCAGAACGAACUGCAGGAGCUCCUGGACAGAGACAAGCCGUAGCCCAGCCGUUCGGAUCACUCCAGCAAACAAAAACGAGACGAAAGGGAGACCAUGGUGCCGACCGGCGCACAGGGAGAUGUCUCGCUGAGGAAAUGCGUCCGCCGUUCAAAAGUGUUCUGUGGUGUCCUCCGGCACCUCCCCCGAGGUGGCGGAACUCGGAAGUCAUUUCUCUCAUUCUUUUCUUUCUUUUUUUUUUUUUGCUCCCUCCAGUGACUACCCUAGGUACUGCAGCUAUUUCACAAAAAAAACCUUUUUGCAGGAUUUGUGCCUUUUGAAUAUUUCUAUAAUGGUUGUGAUUUAAGGUCCUAAACCACAAAUAUGAAUAAAAAGGGACUGAUGACUGUUCUCCGGCUCACUGAAAGGUUCCCAUCUUGAAGCCUGGACUGACUGGCAGUGACACUUUCAAACUCUUUGUUGUUGUUUUUUUUUUGCCUGGUUUCAGCUCUAAUUUUCGCAUAGCAGCUAUGGAAAACAAUGAAUUCUGGGCCAGACUGUGUCCAGAGAUGGAGGUGGCACAUGCAUCUUCAGUGAGACGUUAGUGAAGGUGUUGCAGUGAAAGUGUCCC
This is a messenger RNA of Megalops cyprinoides (Indo-Pacific tarpon), 1549 nucleotides long. RefSeq names its product nuclear receptor binding factor 2b (gene nrbf2b). Lineage: Eukaryota; Metazoa; Chordata; Actinopteri; Elopiformes; Megalopidae. Gene Ontology annotation, biological process: autophagy. The record is from RefSeq and is a predicted model, not a curated record. Bases 175 to 984 code for a protein of 269 amino acids. The transcript is spliced from 4 exons.